CGGGUCUAUAUAAGUAGGUCGCGGGGCCUGAGGCCCUUCGGUGGUUCGCGGAUAAGGGUAGCGGUUUCUCCGUCUUCUCAACCGCGUCGGACCUCGCGACCUAGAACACCUUUGGAAAAUGGAGACUGUUGUUCGUCGCUGCCCAUUUCUGUCACGGGUAUCCCAGGCCUUUCUGCAGAAGGCUGGCAAAUCUCUGCUCUUCUAUGCCCAAAACUGCCCCAAAAUGAUGGAAGUUGGGUCUAAACCUGCUUCUCGGACCCUGGCCACUUCAGCAGCUCAGUGCCAACAGAUCAAAGAAACCACCCCAACCGAUGAGAAGGACAAAUCUUCCAAAGCUGUGGCCCAGCAGGCCCAGGUUGAGUCCCAGCAGACCACUGAGUCUCCACUUCCUAAUGGACCCCCAUCUUCUACUGCAAGCCAGGGCACUGCAAGUAAAUGCCCCUUCCUGGCAGCACAGAUGAACCAUGAGGGCAGCAAUGUUUUCUGUAAAGCCAGUUUAGAACUUCAGGAGGAUGUCCAGGAAAUCCAAUCUGUAAGGAAAGAGGUUGCCCAAACUUCAGCUAAUCCCAUUGUGAUUAGUGCUAAAACGAAUGGAGAAGAGCAAGAACAGAACCAACUGCUGAAGAACUUUGAGGAUCUCAUGCGAAAGCAAAGGCCAGAAAGGGUGUCUCACCUCCUUCAGGAUAAUUUGCCCAAAUCCGUUUCCACUUUCCAAUAUGAUCGUUUCUUUGAGAGAAAAAUUGAAGAGAAGAAGAAUGAUCACACGUACCGGGUGUUUAAAACUGUGAAUCGGAGAGCCCACAUUUUCCCCAUGGCAGAUGAUUACACCGACUCCCUCACCACCAAAAAGCAAGUGUCGGUCUGGUGCAGCAAUGACUACCUCGGGAUGAGUCGCCACCCUCGAGUGUGUGGUGCCGUCAUGGACACUUUGAAACAACAUGGAGCUGGAGCAGGUGGUACCCGGAAUAUUUCGGGAACCAGUAAAUUUCAUGUUGACCUCGAACAAGAGCUGGCCGACCUCCAUGGAAAAGAUGCAGCCCUUUUGUUUUCGUCUUGCUUUGUCGCUAAUGACUCCACCCUCUUCACAUUGGCUAAAAUGAUGCCAGGCUGUGAGAUUUACUCUGAUUCUGGGAACCAUGCCUCCAUGAUCCAAGGCAUUCGAAACAGCAGGGUUCCCAAGUACAUAUUUCGCCAUAAUGAUGUUGACCAUCUGAGAGAUCUGCUGAAGAAAUCUGACCCGUCGGUCCCCAAAAUUGUGGCGUUUGAAACAGUCCAUUCAAUGGAUGGUGCGGUGUGUCCCCUGGAAGAACUCUGUGAUGUAGCUCACGAAUAUGGGGCCAUCACAUUUGUGGAUGAAGUCCAUGCUGUGGGAUUGUAUGGCACUCGUGGUGGGGGAAUAGGUGACCGUGAUGGAGUCAUGCCAAAAAUGGAUAUCAUUUCUGGAACACUUGGCAAAGCCUUUGGCUGUGUGGGCGGCUAUGUGGCCAGUACAAGCUCUUUGAUAGACACGGUGCGGUCCUACGCUGCUGGUUUUAUUUUCACAACCUCCCUCCCGCCCAUGCUUCUGGCCGGAGCUCUGGAAUCCGUCCGAACCCUGAAGAGCGCAGAAGGACAAGCCCUCAGACGCCAACACCAACGCAAUGUUAAACUGAUGAGACAGAUGCUGAUGGAUGCCGGGCUCCCCGUUGUACACUGCCCCAGUCACAUCAUUCCAGUCAGGGUUGCAGAUGCUGCCAAGAACACUGAGAUCUGCGAUGAGCUGAUGCGAAAGUACAAUAUCUACGUCCAAGCAAUCAACUACCCCACGGUCCCCCGUGGAGAAGAGCUCUUGCGUAUUGCCCCAACUCCUCACCACACACCACAGAUGAUGAACUAUUUCCUUGAGAAUCUCCUGGCGACGUGGAAGCAUGUGGGUCUGGAGGUGAAGCCACACUCUACAGCUGAAUGCAACUUCUGCAGAAGGCCUCUCCAUUUUGAAGUCAUGAGUGAACGAGAAAAAUCCUACUUCAGUGGCAUGAGCAAACUAGUCUCUGCCAGGGCUUGAAUGUAGCUACAGUACUCUGCUGAAAGGUGGCUGUACUGUCCUUUCCACAGAGUGACUCAAAAUUAAUGGUAUCUUAAGCCAUAGCAGAAAAGUAGUUCAGAAAUAAAAUGGUUAGAGCAAGU
This is a messenger RNA of Ornithorhynchus anatinus (platypus), 2166 nucleotides long. It is a transcript of the gene ALAS1, whose product is annotated as 5'-aminolevulinate synthase 1. Gene Ontology annotation, biological process: heme biosynthetic process; hemoglobin biosynthetic process; erythrocyte development. Gene Ontology annotation, molecular function: pyridoxal phosphate binding; 5-aminolevulinate synthase activity. Bases 119 to 2044 code for a protein of 641 amino acids. Gene Ontology annotation, cellular component: mitochondrial matrix; mitochondrion. Lineage: Eukaryota; Metazoa; Chordata; Mammalia; Monotremata; Ornithorhynchidae. The transcript is spliced from 11 exons. The record is from RefSeq and is a predicted model, not a curated record.